This is a messenger RNA of Centruroides sculpturatus (bark scorpion), 318 nucleotides long. RefSeq lists its product as uncharacterized. The record is from RefSeq and is a predicted model, not a curated record. The transcript has a single exon. The coding region runs from base 1 to 318 and encodes 105 amino acids. Lineage: Eukaryota; Metazoa; Arthropoda; Arachnida; Scorpiones; Buthidae. Gene Ontology annotation, molecular function: nucleic acid binding.
AUGAGAAGUGUUUCGACAAAGUUUGUUCCACACUUGUUCACUGCUGAUCAGAAAGGCAAUUGUUUGGCAGCUUGUCAGGCUUUGAAAGAACAUUUGAAAAAUGAUCCAGACUUGUUUUCUAAGGUGAUAACUGGUGAUGAAUCAUGGUGUUAUAGUUACGAUCCAGAAACCAAAUGUCAAUCCAGCCAGUGGAAAACAUCACAGGAUCUCCUCAUCCCCAAAAAAGUAAGACAAGUGAAAUCGAAUCUGAAAACCACGUUAAUAUGUUUUUUUGAUGUGAAAGGAAUUGUUCAUUCUGAAUUCAUCCAUCCAGGCUAA